GGUUCUACUACAUAUAUGUGAGAAUCAAGCGGACAAGAGGGCAUCUGCAUAGUUGCAGAGAGUUGCUCCGCCGUGUGGGCGCCACAAAGAAAUUCGAAAUUUCGGUGUUCCGGAAUCUCCUGACUUGGAAUCGAUGGAGUUCUUGAUCGGUGGGCUGUCGUCCUGCGGAGCAGUUCUGGUUACGAAUCCGCUCGAAGUGGCCAAAACUCGUAUACAGCUUCAAGGAGAACUUCAAGCCCGAGGAUGUUAUCCGGUGCACUACCGUAAUGUUUUCCAUGCGCUCUUUACGAUCGGAAGCAGAGAUGGUGUACGUGCAAUUCAAAGCGGGCUGGCACCCGCCAUGUGCUAUCAGUUCUGUCAGAAUGGCUUCCGACUCGGGGCGUUCCAACUCAUGGAGAACUCACACCUGACGAAGAAUGAAGACGGCUCGGUGAAUUUUCCGCGGAGCGUUCUGGCCGGAGCUGCUGCAGGGAGCGUUGGCGCAUUCUUAGCGAGUCCACUGUACAUGAUCAAGACUCAAUUGCAAUCUUCGACACGGAUCCAAGCCAUAGCAGUCGGCUUCCAACAUCGUCACGUGUCCAUGUCUGACGCUGUGGCAACAGCUUGGAGUAACGGCGGUCUCCGAGGUCUCUGGCGGGGCGCCAGCGCUGCCACGCUGAGAGUGAGCGCCGGAAGCUCGGUACAGCUCAGCACCUUCAGCAAAGCUCGCAGCCUACUUCUAGAACGCUUUCCGGCGCUUCAAGAGUACUCGAUGAUGGCGACAUUCUUGGCCUCGCUCGUCAGCGGGAGCAUGCUCUGCGUCAUCAUGACCCCUUUCGACGUAGUAUGCACUCGUCUCUAUAACCAAGGCAUCGAUCGGAGUACGAAAAAAGGGAUGUACUACGAUGGAGUCCUGGACUGUUUCGGGAAAAUCUUCCGCUCGGAAGGACUGCUCGGUUUCUACAAAGGGGUUUCAGCCGCGAUCUCACGCUGCGCACCCCACACUGUCAUAACGCUGAUGCUCUGGCAGGCGCUGAAGGACAUCAACGAGGAGCGCUUAAGCGAGCGAGGUGCUCCUCCGACCUCGGCAACGAAAAUCAUCGCCCUGCCCGGACAAUCUGCGGAACUGACCGCUUGACAGGAGCAACGGCAGUGAUAAUCUCUUAUCUUCCGAACGUCGAGCUCACGACCACGCACAGUGUCUUAGGUAGAUAGCGUUUUGUAGCCAAAGGUUUUUUAAAAGCCGAACGAAGGUUCAGUUCCUCCUCUACGUUCGAAAACGAGAGCGGUAGCUUCUAGUGGUUUUCAUAGGAAAAACUCUUGUGUGACUGUGAUCUGCUCAGAAGAGCUCAUUGUAUAGAGCAUACCACUUGUGGGGAAGUGUUUUUUGGCUGCCAUGGAUGGCCGACCCUCGAUGACGAUGACUCGUCUGAAAACUGUCUGACUUUCUCCGUCAGCUCCAUCAGUUCAUUCAUCGGCAAACCUAUAUGUAUAUGUACAUUAUAAUAAUGCUUCAAUCAAUGUUCUCGAAUCAGCCGGUGACUCGAGAAUUGAGAACCUUCCGCCCACCAAAGGUGCCCGGAGAGGCGUUCUCUCGUCGUUCAAUUCACUCGAUUUAUCAGGAAGAGUGCUGCCCACAUGAGGCAUCAUUGCUCAACUGCAACUUCCAACCCUCCUCAUAGACUCAUGUGGGGUCAGCAAGAUGACCUAGAUUGUUCUCAAACUGUUUCUGUUGACCGUCGGUCGUACGGAUAUUCCGGGCUUGCUCCUAUCCU
Galendromus occidentalis (western predatory mite) is the source of this 1754-nucleotide messenger RNA. RefSeq names its product solute carrier family 25 member 35. The record is from RefSeq and is a predicted model, not a curated record. Bases 134 to 1117 code for a protein of 327 amino acids. NCBI's taxonomy places the organism in Eukaryota, Metazoa, Arthropoda, Arachnida, Mesostigmata, Phytoseiidae. The transcript is spliced from 5 exons.